Molecule: messenger RNA, 615 nt
Organism: Guillardia theta CCMP2712
Lineage: Eukaryota; Cryptophyceae; Pyrenomonadales; Geminigeraceae
Exons: 1
Biological process (GO): nucleotide-excision repair; base-excision repair, AP site formation; base-excision repair
Cellular component (GO): nucleus
Molecular function (GO): DNA binding; 4 iron, 4 sulfur cluster binding; oxidized pyrimidine nucleobase lesion DNA N-glycosylase activity
Source: RefSeq, a predicted model, not a curated record
UCCGUCAGGGAUUUUCACCGCUGCCUCAUGAGGAUCAGGAGCGAGGAGGGAGGAGGCUUCCUCUGCCUUGUCGCUGCGCUGCUCAGCGUCCAGUGCCUGGACUCAGUUGCUCUCAAGGCCUUCGAGAGUCUCCGUGAGGGGCUCGGAGGGCAGCUGACGGUCGAUCGGGUGAGCUCGAUGACGGCCGCGGAGCUAGAGCCGUACAUCAAGUCAUGCAACUACUAUAAGACCAAGGCCAAGAGCAUCCAUGCCUGUGCUGUCAGCCUGAAGAAGAGGCAUGGCGGCAGAGUCCCUGCCUCCUUUUCCUCCCUUGUCCAGCUGGAGGGGGUCGGGCCCAAGAUCGCAAACCUUGUGCUCUCCGUGGGCCUCGGCGACGAGUCAGCUGGGCUAGUAGUGGACACCCACGUUCACAGGGUGGCGGGCAGGCUGGGGUGGGCGGUGAAGAGCGCAGACGGGGGGAAGGCGGAGGACAGCAGAAGGAUGCUGGAAGAAUGGGUGCCUGAGAGCGAGCGGGUGGACUUCACUCUUGUUCUCAUCAGCUUCGGGCAGACUGUGUGUACUCCCCUCCGCCCGAGCUGCGACGUUUGUCCUGUCAGGGCAUGCUGCCCUUCGGCA